GCAAGAUUUACUGGGGAAAAACACAUGACAGGGACGCACUUGGAAGCUUCACGUAGCGGGACACAGCGACGUAAAACCCAGCGCACGAGAGGCACAAGCGGUGUGGAGAAAUUUGCACUUCUCUGGUGAUUUUCCAGAGCAGAUAAAGAGCACAUUUUAAAGAAAACUCCAGACCAGAGCACAGUUAAAUCUCCCUGGUUGUUUUGGUGAGGCUGCAGACAUGAGUGAAGACAAACCCGCAGAGACCCAGGACCCAGGAGCCGUGGAGAUGAACGCCAUCCCCAACGGCAAAGGCCACGACGGGGCAGACGAGAUCUCAGGGUCGGCCAAAGAUGAUGGAGAAAAAGGGGAGGCAGUGGCCAAUAGUGCGAGUUCACACAAGGCCGAAAAUGCUGCAUCCAACCUUCCAGAGAGUCAGGAGUUUUUGGCCGUUGACGACAAGAAAACGCCACGAUUCACAGACUUUGAAGGAAAGACCUCAUUUGGGAUGUCAGUGUUCAACUUGGGAAAUGCCAUUAUGGGGAGUGGGAUCCUGGGACUUGCCUAUGCCAUGGCCAACGCUGGAGUCGUCAUGUUUUUGAUACUCCUCACAGUGGUGGCGGUUCUCUCUUCGUACUCCAUUCAUCUGCUGCUAAAGUGUUCUGGGAUUGUAGGUAUCCGGGCCUACGAGCAGCUGGGCUUCAGAGCGUUUGGGACUCCAGGCAAGAUGGCGGCAGGUAUCGCCAUCACACUGCAGAACAUCGGAGCCAUGUCCAGUUACCUGUAUAUAGUGAAGUAUGAGUUUCCUCUGGUGAUCCAGGCUUUCCUGAAGGUGGACAAGCCCGCAGGAGAGUGGUACCUGAACGGAAACUACCUGGUGGUGAUCGUGUCCAUAGCGGUGAUCUUACCUCUGGCUCUGAUGAAGCAGCUCGGUUACCUUGGAUACACCAGUGGCUUCUCCUUGAGCUGUAUGGUGUUCUUUCUCAUUGCGGUCAUAUACAAGAAGUUCAACCUCCCUUGCCCCUUCACAGAGUUUGCUUUUAACGGCACAACUCACAGCCCCAUUCUGAACACUACAGAUCCGGGAGGGGAGGAGGACGACACCUGUGUCCCCAAAAUGGCCAACCUCAACUCUCAAACGGCCUACACCAUCCCUAUCCUGGCCUUUGCCUUUGUGUGCCACCCCGAGGUGCUGCCCAUCUACACAGAGCUGCGCAAUGCCACAAAGAAGAAGAUGCAGCAUGUAGCUAACAUCUCCAUAGCCGUCAUGUACAUUAUGUAUUUCCUGGCUGCUCUUUUUGGAUACCUCACUUUCUAUGGUGAGGUGGAGGCGGAGCUGCUGCACACGUACAGUCGCAUUGACCCGUACGACACUCUGAUCCUGUGUGUGCGUGUGGCCGUGCUCACAGCUGUCACCCUCACUGUGCCCAUCGUAUUAUUCCCGGUUCGGAGAGCGAUCCAGCAGAUGAUGUUUCCUAACAAGACGUUUAACUGGCCUCGACAUAUCGCCAUAGCCUUAGUCCUGCUCACCUUUAUAAACCUGCUGGUCAUCUUUGCACCCAACAUCCUGGGCAUCUUUGGAAUCAUAGGUGCCACCUCCGCCCCGUGCCUCAUAUUUAUUUUCCCUGCCGUUUUCUAUAUUCGCAUUGUACCCAAAGAAGAGGAGCCUCUGCGUUCACCUCCCAAAAUACUGGCUGCGUGUUUUGCUGGUCUGGGCUUCUUGUUCAUGAUCAUGAGUCUGAGCUUUAUCAUCAUCGACUGGACUUCAGGGUCGAGCAAAGCCAGCAGCGCCCACUAG
Messenger RNA from Boleophthalmus pectinirostris (great blue-spotted mudskipper), 1777 nucleotides. It is a transcript of the gene slc38a3b, whose product is annotated as solute carrier family 38 member 3b. Lineage: Eukaryota; Metazoa; Chordata; Actinopteri; Gobiiformes; Gobiidae. Gene Ontology annotation, biological process: histidine transport; amino acid transmembrane transport; asparagine transport. The record is from RefSeq and is a predicted model, not a curated record. The transcript is spliced from 17 exons. Bases 221 to 1777 code for a protein of 518 amino acids. Gene Ontology annotation, molecular function: L-histidine transmembrane transporter activity; L-asparagine transmembrane transporter activity; L-glutamine transmembrane transporter activity.